Prunus armeniaca (apricot) is the source of this 348-nucleotide messenger RNA. NCBI's taxonomy places the organism in Eukaryota, Viridiplantae, Streptophyta, Magnoliopsida, Rosales, Rosaceae. The record is from the annotation of a GenBank genome assembly.
AUGGGGCAUGUUCGCAUGCCGGAUAAACCUACGACACGUGGGACCUCAUCAUCAUAUCACAAUAACCCCCCAUAUGCCGGUACUACUACCAACGCCACAUAUGGGGUCUGUCAACACGCCGGCUACUCCUACGACACGUGCGACCUCAACACAAUCACAUAUCACCCCUCAUACGUCGGGACGCACCCGGCCACGUAUGGGGUCUGUCAUCACGCCGGCUACUCCUACGACAUGUGCGACCUCAACACAAUAUCACAUAUCACCCCUCAUACGUCGAGACGCACCCGGCCACGUAUGGGGUCUGUCAACAAGCCAUCUACUCCUACGACACGUGCGACCUCAACAUAA